AUGUCGAGGUCAGAUAGUCGAAAUGACAUUGUUGAGGCUCAGCUUGAGUAUGAACAUGAGCUGGAAGCCCUCAAACGUCAAUAUCGUAAGAUGAAAAACGUAAAGAAAAGUCUCAAGGUAGAGACAAACAAUAUCCUUCGACGGCAAGAGAGAGAAAUAGAAAUGAAUAUGGAGCAUGAAGAAAUGAAGGGUCUUUUAAAUUUUUCACAGAGCAGAUAUAAUAAAUUCGAUAAAGAAAACGUUAAAAAGCUAAAUCAGUUAUUGGAAAAAAACAUUUUCGUUAAAGAAACUUCUGUUGAAGGAAAUCAGAUUUUGGGCAAAUUGGAUAAGCGAAUCAUUGCAACUGAAGAGGAAGUUAUGAAAAAACAAAUUUCCAAUAAGAAGAUGCCAUUUUUAGAUCCGUUCGCCAUACAGAGGCGUAUUCGCAUCAUGGAAAACAGAGUGUACGCAGCAAAUGUAAAGUUCAAUAAGAUACUAACGAAGAACGGCAAUUUGAAAUCAACCAUCGACAAAAUCUCCGUUCAAAAAAUGAGAUUUCGCGACUUAUACAGAAAAAUGAACAGGGAAUUUCAAAAUGGUAAAAAAGAGAUGGACAAUGCAGUGGAGUCCAGUUUAAGUUUUUUUAACGCUCGUGAUGAAGCUCAACAUCGAAUGACUUUCUUGAGAGAAAAAGCAGAACGUGAUCUGUCCAUUUAUAAUAUCGAGCUGAAGGAUGUGAUGAGAAUCAUUGACCACGAUCAAAAAUUACGUAACUUCAUGAACACAAAAACCGAAGAUCGUUCCACAAUAUUAGAUGACGCACUUUAUAAAAGACACAAUAAACGUAUGACAAAUCUUCUUCGUAAUCUUAAAGUGGAGGCGAGUAAAUAUGAAGAGAUAUUCAGCAAGAUUCGGGAGGUUACAGGUAUAAAUGAUAUUGACAAGUUGGUAUCAGGUUUCAUUAAAAUUGAAGAUGAAAACUUUGCUCAAUUCAAUUAUGUGAACGAGUUGUACACAGAAAACGAAGCUUUGCAAGAAGAGAUAAGAGAGAAAAAAUCCGAUAUGGCCGAGAUGAAUAAGGCAAGCACUCAAGCUGACAAACGAAGAAAGGAAAUUUUCAGUCUACUUGAAGAGAGAUUUACGGAAGUUGCUUCAAAGCGUCAAAAAAUUCAAGAGCGCUACAAACGCGAGAAAAAAAUUCUAGAUCAACUGAAACCAAAGAUCGAUGUUCUCUUCAAAUCUAUUAAAUGCAAUCGUUCAGCAAUCACUGAUCUCUUAGGAAAUACUGCUGGACUGACUGAUAGUAACGUAAUGUCUUUCUUGGGUAUCGUUGAGCAGCGUACGAACGAGUUACUUCAAGGGCAUUCUAUUCAGAAAUUAAAGUAUGGCUUGGAUGAUGCAAACAAAAAUCUUAUGAUAUUGGACUCAAUGUUGCCAACUGCCGGAGAAAGAUGCCCGCCUUUGUGUAUAAGGCCACCUUCCAUAGCUGAUGAUGAUGACCUCAGUAGUCCAAUAAACGAAACAUUAUUUAAUGAACCUGCACCUUUCAAAGAUUCUAAAGCUUUGAUAGACAAAGGUGAUCUGCAUAUUCGUAAAGGAACAAAAGAUAACGAAAAGCAUGUUCAAGCUAAAAUCUAAUGUCAAAUACAAGGUCGCUCACGCAACAUAAAGUUAUAAGUAAUUUGUAAGUUAUUCAAGAGCAAAAAAGGUUUGAUGCACAAAUACAGACGUUUCAAUAAUGUCAACAAAUAAAUGUUAUUUGGUUUUACAAUAUAUGGUUUUA
This is a messenger RNA of Xenia sp. Carnegie-2017, 1762 nucleotides long. RefSeq names its product coiled-coil domain-containing protein 63-like. NCBI's taxonomy places the organism in Eukaryota, Metazoa, Cnidaria, Anthozoa, Malacalcyonacea, Xeniidae. The record is from RefSeq and is a predicted model, not a curated record.